UGAAAAAGUCUCAAUAGGAUUGUUGAUGAAGCCUCACAGUAGCCUAAAUGAUUUUGGAGGAGCUGACACAAAGCCAUUGACUCUGCGUAUAAAGCCAGUUUCGUUUUCGGGGCCACCUCAGUUUCGCCGACUUAUUGGAAAGUGUUUUAAUUUAACAGCCGACAGGUCCCCGGUCUCCCCUAUAGAAGAAAAGAAGAGAUAUCUUUUUCUAGCGCAGAGUAACCAGGGCCAAAUGAUUUUGGAGGAGCUGACACAAAACCAAAAGCCAUUGACUCUGCGUAUAAAGCCAGUUUCGUUUUCGGGGCCACCUCAGUUUCGCCGACUUAUUGGAAAGUGUUUUAAUUUAACAGCCGACAGUUAUAGGUAUGACUUUUGCCCCUUUCACAACAUUGCCCAGCAUGAGCAAAGCCUGCGAUGGAGCCCAUACAGUGGAGUUCUUGGUGUGUGGCAACAGUGGCAAAUAACCAACAACACCUUUGAAGCGAUGGUCAUGGAGGAGGGAGAUGUGUGUGGGAACACCAGCAG
Priapulus caudatus is the source of this 525-nucleotide messenger RNA. RefSeq names its product N-acetylglucosamine-1-phosphotransferase subunit gamma-like. The record is from RefSeq and is a predicted model, not a curated record. NCBI's taxonomy places the organism in Eukaryota, Metazoa, Priapulida, Priapulimorpha, Priapulimorphida, Priapulidae. Gene Ontology annotation, cellular component: Golgi apparatus.